Messenger RNA from Oryza brachyantha (malo sina), 1282 nucleotides. RefSeq names its product ethylene-responsive transcription factor WRI1-like. The transcript has 6 exons. The coding region runs from base 1 to 1161 and encodes 386 amino acids. Gene Ontology annotation, molecular function: DNA binding; DNA-binding transcription factor activity. NCBI's taxonomy places the organism in Eukaryota, Viridiplantae, Streptophyta, Magnoliopsida, Poales, Poaceae. Gene Ontology annotation, biological process: regulation of DNA-templated transcription. The record is from RefSeq and is a predicted model, not a curated record.
AUGGCGACGGAGGCGUACGGGCUGGUGAUCAAGGACGAGCUGCUGCAGCUGCACGGGCAGGGGCGGCUUUGCUGCGAGGCUACGCCGGCGGCGGCGGCGGCGCCAGCCGUGACCAUGGUCGCCGGCGGCGGCAGGGCUAAGAGCGUGAAGAGAAGGAAGAGGGAGCCACUGGCGGGGAUGUCGGCUGUGGCGUUGGCCGGCAACGGUAAGGAGGCCGGCGGCGACAGGUCCGGGGGUGGCAAUGCUGUGAAGAGGAGCUCAAGGUUUAGAGGUGUGAGCAGGCACCGAUGGACAGGCAGGUUCGAGGCACACCUGUGGGACAAAGGGACAUGGAACCCAACGCAGAAGAAGAAAGGAAAGCAAGUUUAUCUCGGGGCGUACAACGAGGAAGAUGCGGCGGCGAGAGCCUACGAUCUGGCGGCGCUCAAGUACUGGGGACCUACCACCUACACCAACUUCCCUGUCGCAGACUACGAGAAAGAGCUGAAAGUGAUGCAUGGUGUAUCCAAGGAGGAGUACCUAGCCUCAAUAAGAAGGAAGAGCAACGGCUUCUCUCGCGGGGUUUCCAAGUACAGAGGCGUUGCACGGCACCACCACAACGGCAGGUGGGAGGCGCGGAUCGGCAGGGUGUUCGGCAACAAGUACCUGUACCUGGGCACCUACGCCACGCAGGAGGAGGCGGCGCGCGCCUACGACAUCGCCGCCAUCGAGUACCGCGGCAUCAACGCCGUCACCAACUUCGACCUCAGCACCUACAUCCGCUGCCUCAACCCCCACCACCACCACCACCACCACCACCCCACGUCGUCCAUGUCCAUGUGCGCCGUCCAGCCCACCCACGGCGACGGGCUCCUCGCCCCGCCGCCGCGGGCCUCCUCCGAGGUGGGCGACGCGUACGGCCGUCCGUCGCCGUCGACCACGGCGCUCGGCCUGCUGCUGCGGUCCUCGAUGUUCCGGGAGCUCCUGGCGCAGCAGCCCGCCGUUGGCGACGGCGAUGGCCAGCCGUCGCACGACGCUGACGACGUGAAGGUGCCCCCGCCGCCGGAGAGCGAGUACGGGGGAGUAUUUUCCGACGAUGACGCGGCGUACGGGUGCUCCAUGUACGAGCUGGACGACAGCUUCGCGCUCAUCGAAGACUCGGUGUGGAACUGCUUGAUCUGAUCUGAUCUGAUCAAACUUGUGAAAAAAAAAAUAAGAGUAAAGUGCACCGGUGGUCCCUAAACUUACGUGUAUAUGUCAUCUGGGUCCCAGCACUCUUAAAAUGUAUUUUUGGGUCUUCGAA